Rotaria socialis is the source of this 258-nucleotide messenger RNA. The record is from the annotation of a GenBank genome assembly. NCBI's taxonomy places the organism in Eukaryota, Metazoa, Rotifera, Eurotatoria, Philodinida, Philodinidae.
AUGUUUGCUUUGCUUCUUCUACUCAUUUUGAUUCACAACAUCUCAUUAAUUGAAAUUGAACAAUCACCAAAACACUUCCAGAUAAACGAAAAUUCUCCGAAUGGUACCACUAUUGGUAUAAUUAAAACAUAUCCAUCUGAUUAUUUGAUGACUUUAAUUGAUGGUGCUAAUGGACAUUUUGAUCUCAAUUCAAUGGGCGAACUUUUCGUAAGUACUUAUUUUAUUCUUGUCCUAAAUCAUAAUCUAAAUAUUAUAUAA